Messenger RNA from Cladophialophora yegresii CBS 114405, 600 nucleotides. RefSeq lists its product as uncharacterized. The record is from RefSeq and is a predicted model, not a curated record. NCBI's taxonomy places the organism in Eukaryota, Fungi, Ascomycota, Eurotiomycetes, Chaetothyriales, Herpotrichiellaceae. The transcript has a single exon. Bases 1 to 600 code for a protein of 199 amino acids.
AUGGCAGCCGCCAUCUGUCCCAGCGAAAUAUCCGCGAACAAGUGUGAGAAGAUGACGAACAGCUUCCAGGAGCGUGGCGGGUUCUUGCCAAUGCAGCGCUUCAUGGCCGAGGACUCCAGGAAGCAGCCAUGGAGCACCGUCCAUCUCACGAGCGAGACCAGUUUCCACUGCGUGCACGCGGCAACAACAUCAGCAUCACGGGCAUCUACCUCAUUGCCGGACUCAUCGAGUGCAGCCACGAACGGCUCGGCGAAGGCGGAAGUAGCAGGAGAAAUCAAGCCUUACCAAACAUGCUCCGAGUUCAACCACGGGUUCAACAAGAUAUGUCAGCAUGGCAAUGGCGCCCACCAGCACAACGGCAAGCGCAACCCAGAGUCCAACGCUCGUUGCAACCGCGCCGAUUUGCAGCUACCAGUCCGAUGGGCUCAACCUUACGGUAGUCCUUCACAAAGGCAACAACUCCGGCGCCGCGAAGGCUCUACGAACCAUGGUCUGCUGUACAUCGGAUAUGUGUUUGCAGACGAAGGGACGGCCGGCGGGAAGUUGUCACGAAGCGAGGGAGGAAAGAUCAAGGAACUCGAAGUCCAGGCGCAGAUCUAG